This is a messenger RNA of Impatiens glandulifera, 1594 nucleotides long. Its product is annotated as metal tolerance protein 4-like. NCBI's taxonomy places the organism in Eukaryota, Viridiplantae, Streptophyta, Magnoliopsida, Ericales, Balsaminaceae. Gene Ontology annotation, molecular function: manganese ion transmembrane transporter activity. The record is from RefSeq and is a predicted model, not a curated record. Gene Ontology annotation, biological process: transmembrane transport; monoatomic cation transport. Gene Ontology annotation, cellular component: membrane. The transcript has 7 exons. The coding region runs from base 90 to 1283 and encodes 397 amino acids.
ACAUAUUAUUAAUGUAAUUAAUUGGACCUCAAAGGAAUUAAAGGGAACAAGAAACAUAAAAAACCUCUUCAAUCGAUCAAUCGUAUAAUAUGAUGGAGGAAACAGGGGAUGAUGUCAGAUCCUCCCUACUCCGAUUCACUCGCCGGAACUCCGUCAACUCCCUCCGGGGAGAAUUCAUCACUAAACUCCCUCUCAAGCUCCAACCUGGCAUCGAUCUCGAGUCUUCUUCUCUUAUAAUUGAUUUCUCCAAAGCCACUUCAACCCUAUCUAAAGGAGAGAAAGAGUACUAUGAGAAACAAGUGGCAGUACUGAAAUCAUUUGAAGAAGUUGACUCUGUCGUUGCCUCUGAUUGUCUUGUUCAAGAAGAUCCUCAAGAACAAGUUCAACAUGAGAGAGCAAUGAAGAUAUCCAAUUAUGCAAAUGUCAUAUUACUAGCCCUUAAGAUUUAUGCUACAAUAAAGAGUGGAUCCAUAGCCAUUGCUGCAUCAACACUUGAUUCCUUACUCGAUCUUAUGGCUGGUGCUAUACUUUGGUUUACUCAUCUCUCUAUGAAAAAUGUCAACAUUUACAAAUAUCCCAUCGGAAAACUUAGGGUCCAACCCGUCGGAAUUAUCAUCUUCGCCGCCGUCAUGGCCACACUAGGCUUUCAGAUAUUGCUUCAGGCUGUACAACAGUUAAUUGAAGAUAACCCCUCGGAAAAGAUGACUUCAGAUCAAUUGAUAUGGCUCUAUUCCAUUAUGUUAUUUGCUACUGUAGUCAAACUUGCAUUAUGGCUUUACUGUAGAACUUCAGGAAACGAAAUUGUCCGGGCAUACGCUAAGGAUCACUACUUUGAUGUGGUGACAAAUGUAGUUGGGUUAAUUUCGGCAGUCAUGGGUGAUAAACUGUAUUGGUGGAUCGACCCUGUUGGUGCCAUUGUGCUUGCAAUUUACACUAUCAUAAAUUGGUCUGGAACUGUUCUUGAAAACGCGGUUUCGUUGGUGGGACAAUCAGCUCCACCGGAUGUUCUACAAAAACUGACUUAUUUGGUCUUGAGUCAUCCACAAGUUAAACGAGUAGACACUGUUCGUGCUUAUACGUUUGGCGUGCUAUAUUUCGUAGAGGUUGACAUCCAACUUCCAGAAGAAUUGCCAUUAAAAGAAGCACAUAAUGUGGGUGAGACAUUACAAAUUAAGAUUGAGAAGCUUCGAGAAGUUGAACGAGCCUUUGUUCAUCUCGACUUUGAAUGUGAUCAUAAACCAGAGCAUUCUAUACUCACCAGAUUGCCCAACUAUCAGGAUUAAUUGAUUCAUGCAUUGAUCUAUCUUUAUUAGAUAUAAUGUUCAUCUGGAAUGAAUUUAAACUUAAGAGGAUAACAUCUUAAAUUCGAAUCUUGCUAAACCAUUUUCUUUAAAUUGGAAAAUUAUGAUGGGGAAAUGUUGUACUAGGGAUUCCAAGAGAUUGAACUGGUUUUAAAAAUUAUUGUUAUAAGGGGAUAACAUCAACCAUUGUGUGGUUGGUAACAACCCUUUUAUCUAGAUUUUUAUUUAUGUUAGCUAGCAUAAUUUUUGUAUUAGUUGUUCAACAUAAUAAUGAAGACUUGUUUAGUAGUACA